GUGGUUACAACAACGAGCUAAAAAUAAAUUUUCAAGUAGCCACAAACACAUCCCGAAGUGAGUGAUUAUAAAUUCAACUCGAGCAGACGAUCAGGUAUCAACACUUAGAUUCUCACUUUUUCCUUCAUCACUAAGACGACCACCAAGAAAGCAUGUCCAAAAAGUGCUGUAACUCCUCUUGUGGUGCCCAGUUUGUUAUAUGUCCUACACCAGUGACGCCCAUCUGUAACCCGCCGGUACCAUUUACCACAACCAUCCCUGGUGGUCUCUACGCUGGGAAGGAGUUUCACAUCAGUGGCGUCCCUAGCUGCAGCCCUAGCAGGUUCUCCAUCAUCCUAAUGUGUGGUGCCUGUAACUGUGCUGAUAUAGCCCUUCACUUUGAUGUCCGCUUCUGUUACGGGCCCGACAGGAACGUUGUGGUGAUCAAUGACAGACAGUGCGGGACUUUUGGUAAAGAAGAGAGGAACCAGCGGUGCUUUCCCUUUUGUCCAAAUGUGGCCUUUGAAAUAGUUAUUCGAGUGGAGGCCAAUUGUUUUAAGAUAUCAGUCAACAACAGUCAUUUCUCGGAGUUUUGCCACCGUGUCUUCCCCUUGCAACGUGCUGACCAGCUGAACAUCACAGGCGAUGUACGCCUCACAGAGAUUUGUUUUCAGUGAAAAUAUCCAGUUCAACGUGACAAUAUCACGUUCAUCAAAAAAGAAAUAUGGCUCAGUGUGAAGAUGUCACGUUAAACUACACGUUAAAGUACACUCAUUUAUACAUGUAAUGCACUUCAAAUAAUAUCCCAUUUUAAUGUCAAAAUAAAAUAAGA
Messenger RNA from Physella acuta, 811 nucleotides. Its product is annotated as galectin-5-like. The record is from RefSeq and is a predicted model, not a curated record. Gene Ontology annotation, molecular function: carbohydrate binding. NCBI's taxonomy places the organism in Eukaryota, Metazoa, Mollusca, Gastropoda, Physidae.